AUGGCAGACGCAACCUACCAGAACAAAACUUACAACUACGACUACGACGAGGAAGGCGAUUCUCUGACGAGACGAGCAAUUCAACUCGCCCUCGCGCCGCUGCGCAUCCUGACCUCCCGCGCCGCCAUCAAGGUCUACCUCGCGGCCCUCCUCUUCUUGGCCACGUCGGCCGUCCUGCUCACCGUGUCCUCCUCGGCUUACGCGGUUUUCUACUACAAUUACAUCCCGCAGAUCAAUCUCGAAAGGCCGUUGUAUUUACAAUAUGACGCCGCAGCGCCCAAGGCAAGUCAUGUCGACCACGAACACCGCUCCGCUCACCCCCACGCCACCGUCGCGCUGGACACGGCCGCCCUGAUCGCCCACCAAGCGUACGAUAUAUCCGUAAUACUCGAGAUGCCUCGCUGCGCCACGAACUUGAAUGCCGGCAACUUCAUGCUCGAUCUGUCUCUUCUGGCAAGCGGCGAUCCGGACGCUGGAGCGCAUGCCACGCCGCCCGCCGAUACUUAUGACUCGGACAUCCUCCACCGCUCACGCAGACCCGCCAUCGUACCCUUCGCGAGCCCCCUCCCCGCGUUGGCCCGCACGCUGGUCCAGCUGCCGCUGCAUAUCCUCGGGCUGCGAGGCGACCCGGACCGCUCGACGCUUGUGGUGCCCAUGUUUGAGAUGCUCGUGUUUGACGGACGGCGGCCACGCGGGUCUGGCAGGUCAACAGGCAACAUCAUCCCCACACACGCGAAAGUGGAGGUGCAAUCAAGGGAACCCCUGCGUGUGUACUCCGCCAAGCUAGUCUUCCGGGCCCAGUUCCAGGGGUUGAGGUACUUUGUCUACAAUUACAGAGGCUUAAGCUUCGUGGUGUUUUCUGCGCUGUUCUACAUGGUGGCUGUCACGAGUCUGCUUUUGGGGUGGGCCCUCAUUGCGCAUUUCUGGGGGAAGGUCAAGAUCACCAGCAAAACAGACAGUAGUAAGACACGACUCGGCGGCGACGCCAAAAAGAUCAAGCAAGAGGGUGAGGCGGAACAAGGCCGCAUCAAGCCCGAAGAUGGCGGCGGCCGCGGCGGUGAUGCCAUCAAAAUCAAAACAGAAGAGGAAGAUCAAGAACCCCAUAGCGGAUUGUCCGUGUCAAACCUCUCAGACACGCCCGCGCAGUAUCCCACCAGACGGGGCCGACCGCCGUUGACGUAUCCCGGACGAGUAAGCUCAGACGCAGGCGCCGCGGAAGUGGCUGAAGAAGAAGCAGAACAAGCACAUCUCAGACGUCCAAUGGGCGUGGACGAGGCGGCUGAUGAUGAGGACGAGGGGGAAGGGGACCUGGGUGACGGUCGCGGAGAGGAAUACAGACUCGAACGCGAACGCGAACAAGAGAUCAGAGAAAGGGGCAGAGACGCGGACAGGGCUUUCGCCUUCGACUCCGGUAUCGGCACGAGUAUGGAAAGCGAGCAUGCAGGAUCGUCCGGGAGGGCAAUGACGCUCAGGAGACGGAGUUCCAAAGGAACAGGGACAGGCACCGGCAAGAGAUAG
Cladophialophora yegresii CBS 114405 is the source of this 1518-nucleotide messenger RNA. RefSeq lists its product as uncharacterized. Lineage: Eukaryota; Fungi; Ascomycota; Eurotiomycetes; Chaetothyriales; Herpotrichiellaceae. The record is from RefSeq and is a predicted model, not a curated record. Gene Ontology annotation, cellular component: endoplasmic reticulum membrane. The transcript is spliced from 2 exons. Bases 1 to 1518 code for a protein of 505 amino acids. Gene Ontology annotation, biological process: lipid droplet organization; lipid storage.